AGAAGACGUUGGUUGUUUUUCAACUCAUGAUUUCACAAUGCCGAUACCUUUGAAGUUAAGAGAUCUCAUUAGAGCAAUCAGAGCAGCUCGAACAGCAGCUGAUGAACGAACUGUCAUUUCAAAAGAAUGUGCUCAAAUUCGGGACACAUUUCGUGAAGAGGACAAUGAUUUUCGAGCGAGAGCAGUUGCUAAGCUCUUAUACAUUCAUAUGCUUGGCUAUCCUGCUCAUUUCGGACAGGUAAAUGAUUAAUUUUGGAUCAAUUUUCAAAAGAAACCUGUGGUUGAUAAAAUUAAAUUUGGUAUUUCAGCUGGAAUGUUUGAAACUUAUUGCAUCUCCAAAGUUUACGGACAAGAGAGUUGGCUACCUGGGUGCCAUGAUGUUGCUUGAUGAAAGACAGGAUGUACAUCUCCUAGUCACAAACUCACUCAAAAAGUAAAUUAUACUGUAUUUUUUUAUGACUUGCUGUAUGUUUCAUGGAUACCAAUAUAUCCAUAGACGACUGAGAUUGGCACAAUUUUUUCAUUAUUUAUUUAUUUAUUUAAUUUGAUUUGUCACAAUUCAUUUACGUACAAACAAGAUUGAUUACUGGCACUAGUACAGAACAAUAAAAAUACAACAUUGGUGUGACUGGAGAGAGGAACAGAACUUGCGUUCCAAUUGACACCUAACAUAUUGACACCCAUUAUGUGAAAGAUGCAUACAAUCUCAAUAAUUUAUAACCUUCAAAUUCUUAAAAUUUCAUAUCUGAAUGUUGGAGAGUCACAGAAUUAAAGAUGGGAAAAUCUGAUCCAAUGACCAGAUUUUCCAUAGAUGAAGAGAUAAAUAGAAAUUUUGUAUCAGCCUGAACCCCGAUGGUAAAGUCUUACCAAAGGAUUUUUACUAUUUUACUAAAAAAAUGUUAAAAAUGUCAAGAGAAAACAGUUAAAAAGUUCAUAAUAUGCCGCAAAAAAUCACCCAAUUCCUCACAAAGUGCCCACAAAAAUAAGUAGAGUAAUAGACUGAAUUGAAAAAUAGUUAUUCUUUUCUUUUCAAAAUUAAUUUCAACCAAGGUAAUCACUGCUGCCUUAUAGAAUACUUAAGGCUAACAGUUUUACAAAGUAUAAAUAUACAGUAGUACUGUGCAUUCUCUUUGGGAAUUAAAUUUUAAUACUGACGUUUUGUUAAAUUUAGCAAGCAAUCCUGAGAUAUUGAUUUUGUAUUUUGUAGUGAUUUGAACCAUAAUAGUCAAUUCAUUAUUGGCUUGGCACUUAGCACUCUGGGAAGGUAAGUGCAUUGAAAGUGUAUCUUAUAUUGACAGUGCAUUUUAUCCUGCCUACAGCUAGGCUGGGGCGUUUUUUCGGUAUACCGGAAAAUAGCGGGGUUUUUUGAAAAACCGGGUUUUCGGUUUUGCUUUGUCCAAGCACCGAAAAACGGAAAAAGAUGAAGAACCAGGAAAAAAUGAUAUAAAAAUGUUAGUGUUUCAGCUAAUCCUAGCUGAAAACAUCUAAAUACAUUAUUUUAACAUUGUCUUCUUACUUGUAUUUUUAUAGCUCUGUAAGCUUUUGAUAUUUAAGCAUCUAAAACUAAAAUUCUUCACGUAAUAAAAACAUGUGCUACACGGUUUUAUGUCUGUGUGUUAUUUAUAGAUUAAAAACCGUUUUUUCCAGGUUUUUUCCUGACGGUUUUCAGUUUCGUUUUUUUUUUCAAGAACCGUCCCAGCCUACCUACAGCCACAUUUCUCAUCAUUCAAGUGAUGAGUUACUUAACUUUACUCUUAAUUUAUUUAGUAUAUGUUCUCACGAAAUGAGUCGAGAUUUAGCUGGCGAAAUUGAAAGACUUCUGAAAACUUCCAAUAGCUUUACUAGGAAAAAGGUUGGUUCAUAUUAGUAUAUAUGGUAAAGAGUUGGUUGGAUGUUAGAGUAUUAUUAACAUGAACGCUGCAGAUUGAUAGGGAUACAGCUACCUGAAAAUACAAGGAGAACUUUGAUGUUUCAAGCGGAGGCCCUUGAUCUGGAAGAAUAGGCAAGAAUUCGGUGUAUAAUUGCUAGGCUGAGGCGGUUUUUCGGCAUACCGGAAAAUACCAGGGUUUUUUUGAAAAACAGGUUUUUCAGUUUUACCAAAGUCCAAGUACCGAAAAACCGAAAACCCCCGGAAAAAGACAAAGAACUGGGAAAAAACAAGAUAAAAAUGCUAAUGUUUCGGCUAAUCCUAGCUGAAAACUUGUAAAUACAUUCUUUUAACAUUGUGUUCUUACUUGUAUUUUUAUACCUCUAUAAGCUUUUGAUAUUAAUAUAAGCAUCUAAAAUCAAAAUUCUUCACAUAAUAAAAACAUGUGCUACACAGUUUUAUGUCUGUGUGUUAUUUAUAGAUUAAUUUUAAAAACCGGUUUUUCCGUUUUUUUCCUGACGGGUUUUCAUUUUUCAUUUUUUCAAGAACCGCCCCAGCCUAAUAAUUACUAUAUGUAUCACAUUCUUACUUCAAUAUUAUUCAUUCCAUUUAGGCUGCUUUGUGUGCGGUUCGGAUAAUUCGUAAAGUUCCAGAGCUGAUGGAAAUUUUUGUUCCUGUAACAAGAUCAUUACUGAAUGAGAAGAACCAUGGUAUGCUAAAUGUGUACUGUUAUAUCAAUGUGUACCAGAAUUCUGAUAUUUUAUAUGAGUAUUCAGGGUUUUUUCCAGGGAUUUUUUAGGGCCGUUAAAUGGCCUCAAAAACUCAAUCUUGAAUUGAGUUUGGAAAAUCAAUCCUCUCACCAUAGUUUCAGUGCAGUAAAAAUGAAGUUGUCUGAGUUAAAUUCGUGACAUGUGGAAAUUAGUUUUCAAUUGGAAACCCGACAAUUAAGAAAAAAUGGCUGGAAUUCAUCUCACAACACAAGAAAAACUAUGCAUUCGCCAUCUUUAACCAGUUUAUAGUGUCCCUUAGUGCCCCUGCUUUAACACAUUCUGUCUCAACUACAUUUAUUGAGUACAAGUGUCAGCCCCCCGGUAGGGAGGGGGGGGGGUGCAGCCACCCUAGCUGUUCAGCUAAACUCAAUAUUCUCUGCAAAAACGGACCCAAGAGAAAAUCCUGAAAAAAAACCUGGUAUUUAUUUCAGGUGUUUUACUAACUGCUACAUGUCUCGUUACCGAAAUGUGUGAACUGAAUCCUGAAAUUGUGGCACAUUUUAGACGGGUGAGUGAUUAUUGUCAGUUGCAAGUAAAAACUUACUUAUGCUCAGUUAUUAUGUUACAUGUGGAUUAUUAUCUGAACAGUACCGGUAAUAAUUUGACUUAGUUAAGGUAAAUAUUACAUAUUCUUGGUUGUGAAAAAGACAUGUUCAUACUAAUAAUAAGAUAGACUUGGCUGUAAAAAAGAGACUCGCAAAACAUUCUGUGUUGGUUUUAGCAUGUUUCGACUUUGGUGAAAACAUUGAAGAAUUUAAUAAUGUCAGGAUACUCUCCCGAGCAUGAUGUUUCAGGAAUUAGUGAUCCUUUCCUUCAGGUAAUGUAUAUUUGCUUGGUUUAGGUGUUGAUAAAAAUUUCAUUGCAUAUGCACAAAUAUGCACUACAAUAGUUAUAUAAAGUAUCGUAUAUCAGAAAGCUUCGGAUUGAUAGAGAUGCAACUUCCUGAAAAAUACAAGGAGAACUUCGACAUUUCAACUACACUGUACUAACUUCCCGAACAAGGGCCUUCACUCGAAACGUUGUAAUUCACCUUCAAUCUGAAGCUUUCUUAAUAUUGGCAAUAAAGUAUAACCUGUUUGCAGGGCUUCAAAUUCAUGGUAUCCCGAUAUCCUGGCGAUACCAGAAUCACCAGAUUUUAAAUUUGGAUACUGGUUAUCACAAGGUUAUCACAUAAAAAAAUUUUAUACUGUAAAUGGAAAUAGCUCGUCUUCACGUACUUAUAUUCAAAAUAUGUUGGCAAAAUGUUAAGAUACAGUACAUUAUAUGAACUGAGCAAACAAUAAAAUCUACUGAGACACUGCAAAUAUUAUUUAACUGAUGAACAAGUGGAAGAAAUACCACAUAUUGAUACAAAUGAUAAUCAAUCAUGAAUGAAAAGAGUUUUGCAAAUUUGGGAUACUAGAUUUUCUGGGUGGAUACCAGAUUUUAAGUUGCUAUUAUCCUGUUGGAUACUGCUGAAAAAUUCAAAUUUGAAGCCCUGCUGUUUGUUUCAAAGUUGAUAUAACAUGUAAUGAAUGUUUGUGCCCUCUGUGCUGAAUGUAAUUGAUGUAGAACAAAAAAAGAAAACCUGACCUUUUGUACUGGACAAUACAUAAGAUUUAGCAACAAACCCAGGUAUUUUGCCUUAUGGGUGGUGUCUCAGUUUAUGUUCUGUAUCAGUGUGACUGUGGUGUACAAUUCAUUUUACAGUCUGUACCAUAUAUACAUUUGAUAGAUUCGAGUGAUCAGAUUGCUCAGAAUUUUGGGAAGAAAUGAUGAUGAAGCUAGUGAUGCGAUGAAUGAUGUUUUAGCGCAGGUAUUUUAAUGUGAUUGAUACAGUAUAUUCAGCAAGAAAUGUACAUGUAAGGAAUGCCACACUAAUCAUUUGACAAAUUCUGUUGUAAUACAUUGUACCUUACUCCUACUGGAAUAUUAAUUUCUCUUUUUUGUAAGGUUGCAACAAACACAGAAACAAGUAAAAAUGUUGGAAAUGCCAUUUUAUAUGAAACUGUCCUGGCAAUCAUGGACAUAAAAUCUGAAAGUGGUUUAAGAGUAAGUGAUCAUAAAAAUAUUUGAUUACAUUGUCUAUCCAAAGAAUCAUAUAUGCCUUUUAUAACCAAAACAUAGGAUCAUAGUGUUAGUGCAUAG
Molecule: messenger RNA, 4764 nt
Organism: Paramuricea clavata
Lineage: Eukaryota; Metazoa; Cnidaria; Anthozoa; Malacalcyonacea; Plexauridae
Source: the annotation of a GenBank genome assembly